Cyanistes caeruleus (blue tit) is the source of this 507-nucleotide messenger RNA. The record is from RefSeq and is a predicted model, not a curated record. Lineage: Eukaryota; Metazoa; Chordata; Aves; Passeriformes; Paridae.
CCAGAAAAUUCCUGCCUUUUCCCCAUGCCAUUCCCGUUAUUUCCCCCAGCCUACACUCUGUUCUACUCCCUGGACAAGAACGCUCCUCUGGCCGAGUGGAUCCCGCAGUCGGUCGGAUCCGAGCGCCUUUCCCAUCAAAUCCCCGAUCUCCUCCUCGAUUCCGGAUAUUUUUUCCGCAUCCAAGCUCGAAAUUCCAAAGGUUCCGGUCCCAUCUCUGAUCCCAUUUUCUUCAGGACAGCCAAAGCAGAAAUUCCAGAUAAAAUGCCCAACGACCAAGGUCGCCAUGGAGACGGAUCCUAUUGGCCCCUGGACAUCGACCGCAGCAUCAAUGAUUCUCCAGUUGGACAAAGAAAUUCAGCUCCAGGCACCGGAAUUUUGCUCCUCAUCCUUGGAAUAUCCGGAGGCGUCUCCGUGGUGGCCGCGGCCGUCGGAGCCUGGAUCUGCUCCAGGAGAAACGAGGAGAGGAAGAGGAAGUAAGGAAAUUCCCAAAGGGGAUUUUGAGGGGGA